CCCCUCAGGCGCCUGGCCCCGGGACUCCAUUUCCCAGCGCUCCCCGCUGCCCCCCUCCACCCCCGGCGCCGAGAAGAUGGCGGCGCCCGUGUCGCCCUUGGUUACUGCGCGCUGCCUGCUGCGGGCUCGGGCGCGGGCCGCCGCCCUGAGGAGAGCGUACACGAGUCAGGUGGCAGAAGAGAAGACAGUCUCUGGUACUCUUACAGACGCUAACGCUAGAGCCUUGUUGGUUUGCAGUGGACCUUUGGAACAUUACGACUUCCUGAUUAAAGAAGAAGAGCUGAGGAAUGAUGAGCAGCAAAGAAGAGUUGUGCAGCACCUGCAGAAGUUGCACGAGAGCCUUAAAGGCUACACCAUCAGUUCAAAAAAUCUUCUCUCAAAGCUCUUUGCACAAAACAAACCUCCAAAAGGUCUUUAUGUCUAUGGAGAUGUCGGUACAGGGAAGACAAUGGUGAUGGACAUGUUCUAUUCUCAUUUAGAAGUAGAAAGGAAAAAGAGAGUCCAUUUUCAUGGCUUCAUGCUAGAUGUGCACCAGAGAAUACAUCGCCUUAAGCAGAGCUUGCCAAAAAGAAAGCCAGGACUUAUGGCCAAAUCAUAUGACCCUAUUGCACCAGUAGCAGAGGAAAUAAGCGAAGAGGCUUCCCUCUUAUGUUUUGAUGAAUUUCAGGUCACUGACAUUGCUGAUGCCAUGAUUCUGAAGCAGCUUUUUGAAAACUUGUUCCAAAACGGGGUUGUCGUUGUGGCAACAUCUAACAGGCCACCAGAAGAUCUCUAUAAAAAUGGUCUUCAGAGAGCUAAUUUUGUGCCAUUCAUUGCUGUGCUGAAGAAAUACUGCAGCACAGUCCAGCUUGAUUCUGGAAUAGACUACAGGAAACGAGUGCUUCCUGCUGCUGGAAAACUUUACUACCUCACAAGUGAAGCUGAUGUGGAGGCUGUCAUGGAUAAGUUGUUUGAUGAGCUGGCUCAGAAACAAAAUGAUUUAACUAGACCAAGGAUUCUAAAAGUGCAAGGCAGAGAGCUGAGGCUGAAUAAAGCAUGUGGAACCAUUGCAGACUUCACGUUUGAAGAGCUGUGUGACAGACCUCUUGGGGCCAGUGACUAUUUGGAAAUAUCAAAGCAUUUUGACACAGUCUUUGUUCGUGAAAUUCCGCUUCUUACCAUGGCAAAGAGGACACAAGCUCGUCGUUUCAUCACUCUUAUUGAUACCUUCUACGAGCAUAAGGUGCGUAUUAUUUGUUCUGCAGUGACUCCUCUCCAAAGCUUGUUCCUGGUCGAACAUGACAAUGGUGAGCUGGAGGACAACAGAGUGUUGAUGGAUGAUUUGGACUUGAGCCAGGAUUCUGCCAAAGGACUCUCCAUGUUUACAGGAGAAGAGGAAAUCUUCGCAUUUCAGCGUACUGUCUCACGGCUUACAGAAAUGCAGACUGAGCAGUACUGGAAAGAAGGGGACAGAAGUAAAAAACAGUCGUAAUUAAAAGUUGUAAUUAGAAGUUAUAUAAAAACACCAAAAAGUAUGCAGAGAAGUACAACUACAGAAUUGGAAAGCUUUGUAGCACAACUGAAAUAACAAUUGCACUUUAUCAUCUGGACCAUGUUUCUUUGAUCAAGUGGUUUUCAUGUUUAGGACAUGAAGACUGAUUUAAUUUUCUGUGCCACCAGCAUGUGAACAUGUGAAAUUUUACCUUAAUUUUCUUUUCUGUAAGGCACAACUUUGAUGUUCAGGAAGUUUAACUGGAUUCGAUUUUUUUCUGGAGUAUCGCUGUAGAGAUAGAGUCUGGAUUAUUCAGGGUUCACAGUAGAUUGAUAGUGUUAUGUGAGGAGGGCACUUUGUGGUUCAUGCACUACGUCUGUCACAUACAAUGCAAUUUGCACAAGAAAGAUUGAAUGCUUGCUUUAUGAAUCUCCUGAUGUUCUGUAGUUCUCUCCUAGAAUCCUAGAACUACACUGUAGUGUAUUCUGUUUUCUUUAUUUUUUGCUUUUCCUCUGUGUAGCCAUCUGCUGACUUUCAGACUCUAACUCUCAGACUCUAAGAGUUUCAUGUAAUCAGCCUGUUGCUCAGUCUAGUUAAUUGAAAACUAACAGUUUGAUCCAAGAGACAAGACUGAGGAGGAGCUUGAAGGCACUUGAAACCUCAGAGGAUUAAACCCAAGUAAUCAUGUAUCAUAAAAGAAACUAUAAGACAGGGUAUACUGUAAAAUGUAACUGCAAGUAAAUACUUUUCUUGCAAGCUGUGUGUCUUGCAUUCACAUUACUGAUAUGUUUUUAUCCUGAAUUAUCUCAGGCUUCAUCUCUGUGGUACCUUGCACUGCUACUAGCACAUCAGCCCUGAUCUGGGGAUGGUGGUAUGCAGUGCCACUGAGGCAGAUUGUAAUCAUAUUACAAUACAAAUGUGUUCUAUAAAAAAGGUGAUGGGGCUGAUUCCCCAAAUCACAUCAUCCAUCUUCACGUUUGUUGGAAGCUUUUUUCAAGUUAAAACCACAAUUAAUUGUUGUGUCAUUCUUGGCUUUAAUCUGACUGAAACAAAAGACGGUACUGCUUGUAUCAGUUUAUACUAUAUUUUUAUAAAAAAAAAAAAAAAAGGCACAUUUUUAAAACCCCAAAUGUAGAAAAAUAUUACGCAGAUGAGCUGAAAAAGCUAAAAAAAAAAUUGUCUCAAUUUCUUAUGGAGGAGGUAUAUAACAAAUCAUCCACAAAUUUGAGGGUUUUUCUUGGAUAUUGCAGUGUGACUUUUUCUUGUCACCGUAUUUAUUAUUACCACUAAUAUUAGUUUCUGUCUUUAUAACCCUGAUUAAAUCGUCUGAAUCCUAACCCUCAUCACUGAUACAGAAGGUUUUUAAAAGGGACUUUUUGGUAGGGGAAGUGGGGACUGGAGAGGUCCUGUGUGCGUGGAUGUCUUACAGCAAUACAGAUGCUUUGGGAGUCGCGUGCUCAAGUCUGGUUUCCUGUUCUGACCACUUCUGUUUGCCCUGGAAGCUACUUGAACUGGCUACACCUGUUCUCCAAAUAACUUCUAGAAACUCUGCUUAUCAUUUACAAUUUGUGCAACCAUGUUAUUCGCACAAGAGUGACUACAAGUGAGAAUUUUAAUGUAUAUUUAUGGAAAAUCCAAUAAGAACAUAUUGCACUUAGAUCAAUUCUUCAGCAAUUCCUAAGUAUGUCUUCAGAGAUUUUAAGUUUUUCAGUGGAGAGACUAUUGAGAUCCAUGUGGGUGUGUCUGUGUGUAUAGAUGUAUACUUCAUUCAUACGUACAUGAACAUAGAUAAAGCUAAUAUAUAUAAUUUAAGUGUGUAUGGUUACAUAUUUAUAUACAUCAGUGUGUACUCAUCAGCCUGGCCUCAGCAAGGCUGUAACUGCCCUAAAGUGUCUGCUGAGUCUGGACUUUUUCUUCUAAUAGUAUUCAAGUGCCUCUGGCCUUGUCCAAACCAGAAUUUGUUGUGGGAAAAUGGGAGGUGGUGCUGCGUUCCCUAAAGCAUCCUGCAUCUAGAUAUUUAUCAGCAUUAUUUAAAGAAGCGUGCAUGUUUAGCUCGUAUGUCUUCCUCCAUCAUGUGGCAAAUAACUGCAGAAACACAGGUGAGGCAUCUGGGAGGCGUGAGAGAGGGGUUUGGCAGUCUUUGUGUUCCCACAGAGACUCAGGCCGUGGAAGUGAAGUGGUUUUGCAUGGUCUGUGUGGGUAACAACCAACCUCCUUUAACCAGGGUCUCCAGGAGCCCCCAGGCAGAUGUUUCUGUGCUCAACCCAGUGCAGCAAAUACCGAACAGUAUUGGAGGCGUUUUUGCGUUGUGUGUGCUGAUCCCAAAGUUGGAUACUCCAACGUUUUUGGAAGCACAGCUCCUAACACAGCAGGGCAGUGGAAUCACUGAAAGCCUCCUGGGAUGCAGGUGAACUCUGUCAAGCCGUGAGAGGGAAGUCAAGUCUGGGAUUUGCUGGUAGGUGCUGGCAGCAAUCAGGCAGAGGAAACGGGGAGUACUUCAGGAGCGUUUUGGGGCUGAAAGAGACCGAAAACAGGAAAAGCUGCUUAAAUCACUGUGCAGUACUUGUGGUUGCACCAGAGAGUGUGGAUUGCCGCUUUGAGGUCAGGACCAUAGGGGGAGAUUGACGGGACCAAUUUGUCAGGCAGCCCGGACCUGCCCGAGGUGCUCAGCGCUCCGGCAGUCCCAUCCCCUGCUGCCUGGCAGGCAGCAGCUGUCCUUCGCUCUCUGCUCCCACCUUAAGAUGUUUCACUUGCCAAAAUGUAACCAGUGAAAUGCCUGCGAAUGGAUUGCACGCACUCCUUAAUGGCCUUCAAAUUGCUGGAUUUAUGCUAUAUGCUUUCACCCAUCAGAUCUGGAAUGUUUUUAUCUACCCCUUAGUCAUUCAGCAAAUAUUAUUGCUGAGUUGUUGUUUAAAACAUCUUUUUGAGUAACCUCAGGGAUGUGGUAUGAAAUUUUGCUGUCACUGAAAGUAAAAUCCUUGUGCUUAUGGACCACGUGAAGGAUUUCACAUUGGUUUACGAAGGCCGUGUCCUGGCUGAGAAUCUCUUGGUAACUUGUUUCAAAUUUCCAAUUGACAAAGCUGUUCACAAUCCCCAACAACUUAAACUACAACCUCUAGGAGUGUAGUUACUCCAUCCCUACAGACUAUCUUGAAAGAUGUUAUUUGCAGUUCACGUUCUUGUGCUGUAGCUCUUAUUUAUUUAUUAAUAAAUAAGACACAACUGUGUCUGUCUAUCUAAACUAUUGUUUUUCAGUAUUUACCUUUGCACAAAUAGAGGGAACAAUUACCCCAAACAGGGUAUAAGGAGACAGUCUACUAAAGGUCUUCACAGGAACUGAAGAUGCACUUCUUGCUCUUGUCAUUAUUUUGAUCUAAAAGGGAAAAACAUUAAUGGGUUUUUGUGAGUAAAUGUGAUCACAACGACACUACAGCUGGGUAGAUGUCACCAGUUCUGCAGCAAUAUAAAAAUGAACAAAAUGACCAGGUUUCAAGCAGUGCUUAGCGUGGUCACCAGGCACCUAACAAGGAGAGAGAACAGUCUCUCCGUCAAGACCUGUCUGAGAGGAUCAAGAUUUAGGGAUUUCUUUCUGCAGUUGUCUGGAUCUUUGUUACCCCUGCACCUCCGUUUCCUCGUUGAUAAAAUGGGAAUUGUGUUAUUUUCUUAUUCGCUAGCCCUGGAGUGCUGCCAGGCUUGCUUAACUCAUUAAUAUUCUAAGAUGUUUUCUGAGGCUCUGGGAUGAAAAUACUUCAGUAAAGUAUGUAAAUAGUGCAAAAAAUAAUUUAGCUACUCCAAGUGGAUUAGUUUCCUUGUUUGGGCUACAGAAUUAAUACCUUCAACUAAACACCAUGUGCCUCUUUACAGAGUAAUUUUUUUGGGUACAACACGUCUGUUUUAAAGAAAAAGAAUAUCUGAGGUAUGUGAUUAAAACCCCAACCAGUUCAUGUAGUUUUUCUUCUACCUGUAAUGACAGAUUUCCUUUAUGAUUUAUUACAACCUGAGCUCCCGUACCUGUGAACUGCAGUGGCUUUGUAAAUUUUGUUGAGGUUUUAAUUUGAAUGUAUACUGAGAAUUUUUUAAACACAGAAUUGAGUCUAAUAUAUAACAAACCGAACCCUGUUAAAUCUGUCUUAAUUGAAAAUAUUUUGUUGUAACAAAGAAAAAAAUAAAUCCAGAUUUUAUAAGCAUUUAA
Messenger RNA from Anas platyrhynchos (mallard), 5663 nucleotides. It is a transcript of the gene AFG1L, whose product is annotated as AFG1 like ATPase. Lineage: Eukaryota; Metazoa; Chordata; Aves; Anseriformes; Anatidae. The record is from RefSeq and is a predicted model, not a curated record. Gene Ontology annotation, cellular component: mitochondrion; cytoplasm. Gene Ontology annotation, molecular function: ATP hydrolysis activity; ATP binding.